This is a messenger RNA of Ectocarpus sp. CCAP 1310/34, 3764 nucleotides long. The record is from the annotation of a GenBank genome assembly. NCBI's taxonomy places the organism in Eukaryota, Phaeophyceae, Ectocarpales, Ectocarpaceae.
GCGGUGCUACACAGUAGUACAGCAGUAGCAAGGGUACAGUCACUUCGCCGUGUCAAUCUGGUCCCGCUUCACGGUUGAGAUGGAACUUUCUGAGCCGGCGAGGCUUUUGCUGUUAGCAUCGCUGCUGGCCAAGGACGGUUUGAUUUCGCACAAUGGCAAAGGCUUCCUAAAAGAUCUUAUUUUAAGGAGAGACGAGGACUUGAUCACGACCUUCGCGGGAUUCGGCUCCAACCCGAACUUUCUCGAAGACCUGCACAGUCUCAUCGACCGCGAGAGCAAGCGACUGUAUGAGUCGUUGUUCGUCGGGCUGUCCCUCGCCGAGGGCAAGAGCCUAUCCAAGGCAGAGAGGAGGAGGAAGGGCCUCAUGGACAACAGGGCACUCAUCUACGGAGAGGUGGAUUUCGCGAGCUUUGCGACGAUCCUGCGGGAGAUAGGCGCAUUGACGGAGACCAAAAUUGGGGAGAUUUUCUACGACUUAGGAAGCGGUACUGGAAAAGCGCUGUAUGUGGUCCAGAACGCCAGUGUCUUCGCCGGAUCGUUCUUGGAGUACGACUGGUCCGACGGAGACUGCGUGUUUGCCAACAGCACGUGCUUUCCGGAGGACCUCAUGGAUGCACUCGCUCGUCAGGCGGAGGAGCUAAAGCCAGGGUCCAUCGUGGUAACCUUCACGAAAGGGCUAGAUUCCACAGCUUUCGAGGUCCUCAGCAAGAGGCGCUUCGAAAUGAGCUGGGGACCCGCCACUGUGUUUAUCCACCGGCGCCGUCUCGACGGAGAGCCUGCGCCAGGCAGCAGUCGGGACGGUCGCAACCACCUACACAGACUGAUAACAGCGGGUGAGGCGGAUACCAUAUCAACGACGAGCGGUCCCAACGGCAGCAACACUAGCGUGCUGAAGAGCAACAACAGCGGCAAGUUCAGGCGGGGCACUUCGAUUGGCGAUACCAUACUCGCUAGCGGUAGGGCCGACCGCGCGGAGAGUACUCUCCCCGCCGCCAGUGGCCGGGAUCGGUAUGAGAACGCAGCUUCCAGAAGCGCAGGGGGGACGAGAGGGGCUGCUGCAGAGAGGCAUACAGGGGGGAGGCGCGGGACGCUGGCAGAGGGUCUUGAGGAGGUAGACGAUGGAGAAGAGGACGACGUCGAGGACGAGGAAGAAACAGAAGAGGACGAGACGGAAGAGGAGCAGCAAGGACAACGAGGGGACUCCAAGGAUUCAAGCCAGGAGACGGGCUUACUCUUCGACACGGAGCAGCUCCAGGGCAGCAAGGGAGGAGAGGACGGCGGUGUCGCACCCCCUCCCGUUCCCGAGCGGUUGGUGGGCUUCGGCGAGUUGCUGAGACAGGCUGAACACGCGCAGGCGCAGGCUCUGGAACAGCUCAGCUUUUCUCGGCAAGAGCUCUUGAUGAUGCCCGACGGGCUUGCACACCCUGCGAGAGCUACGAUUGGUGACAGCAGCGAUGACGACAGCAACAGCAACGACGGCGACAACGAGGGUGUGGAUCCUAAGCACAGUGGCGAAAACGAAGACGCCGACGAUGAGGAGGAGGAGCUGGAUGAUUUGCGUGACCUUUCUGAUGACGGCAGCAACCAAGAACAAGAUGAAGCAGUCGAGGAAGGAGAGCAGCCAAGCUCGCUUUGGAAGGGGGGAAAGGCGGAGUCAGGCACAGAAGGGGAUAAGGCGAACGAUAAAGGCAAGGAUAUUCCCGGUCCAUCCGAGCUGUCUUCGGACGACUUGAAGCCAAAGAAGGACGGGAAACAGAAGAGGCGCAUAAAUCCGUGCAGUGAUAAGGACCAAGAGGUGGACGGGGGGGAGUCUAGGCAAGAGGAUGUAGCUUCGACCACCCGUUGUGAUUCCUCUGAAGGUGUCUCCGCCAUCGCACCCGCCGCACUGACGCCGGAUACAGGCACUAGUUCGAUUUCACACCAACAGCAGCAUCAUAAACAAAGUGAAGUCCCAGCAGACAAUCCCGUCAUGGUUGAGCGCGUGGAGGACGACGGCCAAGCGCAACACCACUGUAUGCAAGACUCAGAAGGGGAAGCAGAGAGCUGUCCACGGGAAGAAGACGCAGAAGGACCAUCAAUGAAGGACAGCAGUGCUACUGAGGCGAUGGGGACCUCUGUGGCCGAAACAGGCGGCGAUACUGGGGUUUGCGUUGGUCAAGACGGCCGCGGCCACGGCAACGGUUGUCAUGCUCACGCAGGCAACAGUGAUGGUGGCGAUGGUAGAAAUGACCAACGACAAGACGAAACGGCAGAAGGCAGUCUACAGGGUAGCGGAGAUGACGACGGCGACGAUGCAACCAACGGCAUGAAUGCCCGUUCCGAUGGAAACCCAGACGAAGCUGUGGAGGUCUUGAACCCGGCGAAUGUAUCCACCGAAACCCUACUUGUUCCUCCUCCUCCAGCCAUCGGCAGCGCGGAGACUGACAGCGUGAUCUCCAACCACGGAGCAGCCGCAGCGAUGAAAUGUCAGUGGCUUCCAAUCACGUUGCCACCGUCGCCUCCCUCUCUGGGAGCGAGACAAAUGAAGGAGGAAGUGAAACCGCCGGACCCCGGUCAAGGGAAAGAGGUAGGCUUGGUGCUGUCACCCCAGGGGGAGAUCGAGGCGCUUGAAUCUCCGCAAGAUACGGCGCUUUUGCAGCGAAAAGCUGGCCGAGACCCUUGUCGGAACUGAUGCGCGCGCACAGAGGGGUGUCGACUGUGCCUCCUCUGAUUGUUCCCCUUGUUCUUCGAAGUGAAACCUGAAACACCCGCCGUUUCCGUAGGAAAUCUCGUCGAGGACAAGGAGGCACUCUGGCUUACCUAGAAUCUGGGUUGGUUUCAUGCUCAAAAUAGGCGGAGGACGCAAGGACGAAACGUCGCCGUGUUGUUCGCUUGCCUCGGUGAUUCCAACCUGGGUGUGAAUAACUGCAUGCAGGCCACGUUUUCAUGAUCGGGGCGGUCUGAAGCAGCAAGUGGUUGGAGCGGGUUUGUCCCUGCUGGUGCGCCUGUGACAUCUCCAUGGUGCACCUGUGGCGUCUCCAUACGAUGGGGCCCCAACCUCGUGGACGAAUAGAAUAUACAGACUCCAGAGUAACAAGUUCGAAGAGGCGGGGUACGGGGUUGACGGGGCGGUGAAUGGACAACUCAGGUCGACAGACAAUGGCCGAGUGCCCGUUUGUCGGACGAGCAACGGCCGACGGAGAUCGUGUGAGAUGGAACAUCUAGACUAGAAUGUAGAUUACAGGAGAGAACGCUUGGCAACUAUUCUGUUCUUUGUAGCCUAGAGCUUGCAUCUGACUUGGGGCAAGCGCGAUUGAGCCGAACAUGAUCUGUCCGUCCGAGUUGUGAUGUACAAUCGGGUUCAUGUUUGCCCGUCUGCAACAUCGAGUUGGUGUGGGGAUCAUUGUGUCCGCGUCUGGCGUUCGGGGUGAGGUAGCCUGCCAACGAGCAGGACGUGCGUCCAUUUGUUCUCGGUGGAUCAACAGUUUCCGGUGACAACUAUCUGCUGUUUGCUUUGGUCGAACGAUAAUCGUGUUAUGUGCUACGCUUGCUGGUCAAAGGAGGAGGGGUCGGGGGGGAUACCAGUUUGUCGAAGCCAUACCCGUCGUCUGUAAGUCUGGGACGAAUGUACUUUGAGCUUUGCCAACAGAAACGGUUAUCAUGAACAGAACAGAUAGUUGUAGAAUAAAUAGUUGUCAACACCAUUGACGCCGUGAAACCCGCGAGUUUCGAGCGCGAAACGUCCGUAACAGGUUCCAAGCUUCCUGUAUGACGAUGGUGAUCAG